Molecule: messenger RNA, 5334 nt
Organism: Schistosoma rodhaini
Lineage: Eukaryota; Metazoa; Platyhelminthes; Trematoda; Strigeidida; Schistosomatidae
Source: the annotation of a GenBank genome assembly
GUCCAAGUACAAGCGCGCAAAAUGCAUGUAGUGCUAUAGUUAUGCUAAAUGACAUGAACUCCGGCGGUCUACAUUGUGUUGCUGAUUCAGAUAACGCCUUGAAGCUAAAGAUAUCAUUCUCUGCAGGGAAAUGUUCCCAAGAGUGUUCAGUCAGUUCAGAGCCUGAUGUUCUGACUGAAGUCACAAGCAGAAAUCUGUAUACCGUGCUAAAUGAAAUUCACCAAAAUCUGGUUCGCAGAGAUCCGCGUGGUAUUUUUGCCAACCCUGUAACUGACGAUAUUGCUGUUGGAUAUUCAGAGGUGAUCUCCAAACCCAUGGAUCUUGGGACAAUAUACAAUAGACUUAAAUCUCGGGCGUAUUAUCAGUCUGCUACAGAAUAUCUUGCUGAUGUCACAUUAAUGUGUAACAACGCAAUGGUUUAUAAUCCCCCGGAUACAAUCUAUUAUCAACGUGCACGUAAAGUGAGCGUUGAAAAAAUGUUGUUACUUUUACUUUAACUUUUCAAGCUACAUAAUUACUCACUGAGAUUACAUUUUUCAUCAGGGUUUAUUUGAUUCAAGUAUUCAAGUUCAGAUGGCUUUUUAUGACUAAUUUCUCAGACUUAAUUCUUUAGGAAUAGGGUGCUAGAUUAAGAUGACAAGUCGAAUAAUGAAGUUGUAAGCCUUCAUCAACUGAGGUGGUUAGGAUAUGUGUUACGUAUGCCCAACCAUCGCCUAUCUCAAUGGCUUUUGUCUGCUGUAGCAGUAGAUAUGAAAAAAGACAGCACCAGUCCAUAAAGUCACUGACAUUUGACCGAGCUAUAUUGAUAGGUGCAAACUACCUGGUUAGAGUCCUUGAUUAUCGUCACUAGUGAUCAGAGAUUUCAAACGAAAUGGCUCACAAUCGUUUGCAAUGACAUAUAGGUGCAUUCAUCCCUUAUUUUUCUCCAGAUUUUAAGCUUCUGAACUCUUCAUAAUAUUUUAUUUCACUAAUUUACAUUUUCUUGAACUGUAUCUUCAACGCCUAAUCGUCUUUGUUGACACUAGUACUGUUACUGUGGCAUGUGCUACUUUUGCUGACGGAUAUAAGUAUUAUGUAGCAGCAAUCGGAAGUGGAAUGCCUGUCAUCAGAAAAUUGAAAUGAAGAAAACAGAAAUGAAAUCAGAGAGCAAUCGAAGUAACAACAGAAUUAGAUCAAUGGUGGAGUAUACAAAGGAUAGUGCAAAGAUGUCCAAACGAUGUAUUUAAUGUAUGAUUUUCAUAUUUUACUAAAUCACUGUGUGAUUGUACGUUAAGCAAUAAAAUUGAUUGUCCCCACCUAAGUUACAUUAAACCUUCACCUCUUAGCAAAGUCAUAAAAGCUAUAGUUAAUUUAAGACGAAGGAGAUCAACAGGUUCAGAUAUCUUUGAGGAGUGAUGACCCAACAUUUUCGGUACAAUCAACUGAAACUUUAGCUACAAUCUAAAAGAUGGACAUAAUCCCAUCUAAAUGCUCUUGAUUGCUGGUUCCACUACCUCAUAGUGAUGGCGAACAUCUUGGGAUAACUACAAACGAGUCAAUUUAACUUGUAUGAUUUUCAAGAUGAUCGGAUGCUUAACAACAGAUCUGAGAGAUUCAUGCAGGCUCCAGACCUAGCCCUGAAUGUACCAACUCAAUGUUUACCUUCUUUCAGGUUUUAAAACAUACUUAUCGACUUCUGGUGUAGUCAUAUCCCUUAAUCAUUAUGUUUUAUUCUCUUCCGUGAAUUUAUCCAGUUAUUUCUCGUUUUUGAGUAUUCGUCACCCCUAUAGUCUUGAAAUAAAAACGUUCACAAGUUCCGUUGGUUAAAAAGUUAUUCCACUGGGAUUUCUUCUUAACUGUCUCUCCUUCUUGUGCUUUAUCAGCUGUUAGCAUUUUGUCGCAAACAAAUGACCGCUUCAUCAUUACAGAAAGCGUGUAAAGAUAUACCUGGCGGAUUGACUGUAGAGGAAAUUGGCGAUUUAACAAGUGUGGAAGCUCAAAUGAAUCAGAUGAAUCGCGUGAAACCAUUCCACAGAUCUUCAAAAUUACAUACUCACAGUCAAAGUGAACUAAGUGAUCACAAAUUCCGCUUUUCGCCUAAACGUGUUGAUUCUAAUCGUAAUAUUCCACCUACUGUACAGCCACUUGUCAGUCAUUCUUUUCAAAAGCAUCGUGGUCGUCCCAAAUCUCGUUUGUCUACUUCCUCAAGGUUAUAUUACAUAAAUCGGAAAGCCCUGAAAAGUUAUUCACAUUUCUCAUCAGAGGAACAUUUGUCUCGUGAUGAUUUGGAAAAUAAGAAUAACAACGACAAUACAGAAAAGUGUAUCUCGACUGUAGAAUUUAAAAAAUCAUUUGCCAGCCUUACAAGUUCAAAAAAAGUUCAACUAACUCAUCAAGACACAUCUAUUAGAUCAUCUGUCAAUACUCCUAUCUUACCUAUUCCACAUCGACGUGGUCGAGGUAGACCAAGAAAAAUCAAAAUUGAUGAUAUUCAAACAUCUUCAGGAAGUUCAACUUUGAACAUCUCUACACAACUUCAAGACUCUUCAUUGAUUUCUUCAAAUUCUACACCCAUAGAUGGGAGGAAGCAUUCUGAAAAUUUAUCUACACUAUCACAUGAUCAUUAUUCUCGUUCUAUAUGUGUAAAUAAUAGUUUUGAAAAUUCUAUAACUAGUCAUUCAAAUAUAUCUUUGGGACCAACGCAUUCAGAAUAUGAAAAUUCUCUUACUGAAUCUGUAAUGAAAAUUGAGUCAAAUUCUCAAUAUACUCAAGAAUUUUUAAAUAAUGAACCGAUUGUUUUAUUAAAUAUUGCACCAUCUACUCCAUCUUCAUCUCCAUUAUCUGGAUCUUCCUGUAAAACAUUUAUUGGUAAAACUUCAUUCGUUUCGAAAAAAUCUCAGAAACUGUCUUCAGACAUCCAAUCAAAUAAAUUAUCUCAAUUUAAAAUGGAUAGAAAUAAGGAGAUGUUUAAUUAUCUUGAUAAAACAAAUAGUGUAAAUGAUGAAGACAGUGUUUACAACGAUAGUUGUGAUGAAAAUGUGGAAAGAUCACAUCAUCAAAUAGUUGAUAAUGUUCCGAAUGAAAUUCUCAUUCAAGCUAAAAAAGCUGCUGAAGAGUCUGCUGCAAAAUUAAAGAGAAAAUAUGAAUUUAUCGCAAGUAGUGAAAGCAAUAAUGAAUACAUUGGACCAAAAAUUGUGUGUUUAAAUUGCUCAAAUCAAAGUGAAAUCUCUGCAGUUGAAUGUCCCAAAGCUCGUUCCUCCAUAAAUUCUCAACAGCAUCCAAAAAUUUCAGACUAUAGCAAUGACAACAUUAGUGAAAAUGAAGAAUCUUCAAAACCGAGACUUAAUUAUAAUGUAUCCUAUCCUCCAUUUUUGAUAGAUUUGUUAACAAAGUCAAAAUUACCAAAUACUCAAAAAAUGGAUGAUCAUUCACUGAGUAAACAAAAUAAAAUUUUGGAUGAUUUAAACAAACUAAAAUACAAUAUUGAUGAACCGAUAGCUGGUGCUAUUCAUGGACCAUUGGCUAUAUUUUCAGCGGCACAGUUAGCACAACUCAGCGACGUUUAUGGUGGAGAUCCUAGUGUAAUUGAAUAUGCGAUUUCUUUACUUAAAUUUGUCCAACCGAUGGGUCGAUGGGCUCGUCGUUGGGCCGCUAAACGACUGGAUGCUGCAACAGAUGGCUUACAUUCCCAAGCAUGUUAUACUUUAUCAUCUCAGCCUGCGCAUACAGUGGAGCCAACCUUAGAUAAAGAUAAGUCGGAUCUGCUCCAGAAUUGGAUUGACGUGGUGGACAUAACGAUUGAUCCUCCCACUCCAAAAGUUGAUCAGAGUGAUGUAGAACAUCUCGAACCCUGUUUAGUUGAUCUUCUCAAUCAGUAUGAUACAGUUAUUUCAUGCAGCAAUGAUACAAAUAAUUCAGUAUUAUCUACUAGCAAUGAAUCCGCGCCCUGUGUUGCUGAGACCACUAUAACGUACAUUAAAAAAGACAAUUUAAACUCAGUCAAUACUUCAUCUUUAUCAGGUUCUUUAGAUAUACCAGUAUCAAUCAAUUCUUGUAGUGUUGUAUCAUUCUGUGAUAAUGAUAUGUCCAAUUCUCAAUUAGUUUCUGAUUCUGCUUUAAAUGUUUCAAAUAUUCCACAACAAAACUCUUCAACUAGAGAAGUAGAUGAUGACCUCGAUGAUGUUAUAAUUUGUGAAUCGGUCCCACCACCCAUUGCAACCCACACUCCUAAUGUUGGUGUUAUUUUGCAACAGUAUGAUGUAAAUGAUGCUCAGCAGUCAGAAAAACUCCCACUAAUUGCUACUAAACUUCCAGAAGAUGAAAUAACCAUCACUGAUGAAUGUGCUUCUUCAUCUGUAAAAUCUGUGGACUACGUAGUCCCUCCUGAUACUCCCAGUCUAAAUGAACAUGAAUUAGAUUCUGUUGAUCAUAUAAAUGAUGAGCAGAUAUCAGAAAUCUCAGCAGACAGUUCAACUUCACUUUUAAAAACUGCACUCAGUGGUUCUUCAUUUUCACUGAAUAUUUCACAUGAUCGCAUAACUGUACAAAAUAAAGGAACUGUUGAUGGAUUGGAAGAUAGUUUUGGAAAUCUGUCUUCAGGUAGUGAUUGCUCAACUGUGAUGUCAACACACAGUUUGUUUUUAGACUCACAUCUUAUUACGCACAAAGAAUUACCUGUUAGUGUCCCACAUAUAGAAAAUCAGAUUGCUGUCAGUCAUUGUAACUCAAUAUCAAGCUGUUCUGAAACAACAGAUUCACUAACUGACCCUGUGGUACAAAACCAGUAUGGAGAAAUAUAUGCUGAUAAUCGUUUAAAUAUCGAUGCCCACUCCGCGAUUCUUGAUACUGCUGAAAGUUCUCACUCAAUUAUCUUGUCAAACUCAAUGUUAUCAGAUAAUACCUGUGAAGCUAAUGAAUAGCUGACAUCUAAUAAUAAUAUCUCAUCAGUUUCUUGACUUAAAUUGUUACUUCUUCUUACUACUACUUUCUCUCUGUACAUAUUAUUGCAUAUAUAACUGUGAACAAUACCUUAUUCGAAAGCCAUGGAUUUAUAUCACUUUCAUAUUCAAAACGUAUGUUUAUUGUUCAAUCCUUUUUGGUAUUUUAGAAACCGUUGCUCUUAACUCACUCUAUAUUAAUAUCUUAUAAUUUGUAUAAUCACUUAGUUUGUAAAUAUCUUCUUAAUCAAAAUGUUUAUCAUUAUCGUAUUACUCUUAGUUAUGUUCACUAAAUUUUUUUGUAAAUACCUUCGCAUAAUAAAAAUAUUGAUUUCAUGAAAUAUUGUUAUUUGUGGUACCUCUGUUUAUGUAGUUUCAGUAUAUGAUGUAAAUGAUCAAGAAAAUACUUCACAUUUUC